AUGAAGCCAGCUGGGGGCCGCCUGCUCCUCCUGCUGCUGCUGGCCGCGGUGCUGACAGGAACCCUCGCUCAUCCUGCGCCUGGUGACACCAGGCUCCCAUCAGAUGCAAAGGAAUGCCACCUAGCCCGGUUCAAGUCUCUGCCUCCGCAAGAGCUGCAGGCCUUCAGGAAGGCGAGGGAUGCUAUAGAAGAGUGGCUGCUCAAGAAAGAUGUCAACUGCAGAUCCCGUCUCUUCCCCAAGGCCUGGAACCUACAGCGGCUGCGGGUCCAGGAGCGCCCCAAGGCCCUGCAGGCUAAGCUGGCCCUGACACUGGAGGUCCUGGAGAACAUGACUGACUCGGCUCUGGGCUCCAUCCUGCACCAGCCUCUUCGCACACUGCGCUACAUCCAGUCCCAGCUGCAGGCCUGUACACAGUCUCAGCCCACAGCAGAGCCAGGGUCCCCGAGUCGCCGCCUCUCCCAAUGGCUGCACAGGUUCCAGGAGAAGGAGACCCCUGGCUGCCUGGAGUCCUCUGUCACUUCCAACCUCUUCCGCCUGCUCAUGGGGGACCUGGAGUGUGUGGCCAGGGGAGAUCAGUGUGCCUGA
Molecule: messenger RNA, 585 nt
Organism: Microtus ochrogaster (prairie vole)
Lineage: Eukaryota; Metazoa; Chordata; Mammalia; Rodentia; Cricetidae
Product: interferon lambda-2-like
Exons: 1
Coding region: 1-585 (194 amino acids)
Source: RefSeq, a predicted model, not a curated record